Molecule: messenger RNA, 636 nt
Organism: Pipistrellus nathusii (Nathusius's pipistrelle)
Lineage: Eukaryota; Metazoa; Chordata; Mammalia; Chiroptera; Vespertilionidae
Source: the annotation of a GenBank genome assembly
AUGGGGCAGCCGGGGGCGGUGGGGAGCGCGGACGGGCCGCCCACGCGGCUGCCGCUCGUGCUCACCGCGCUGUGGGCGACGGCGGUGGGCCUGGAGCUGGCCUACGUGCUGGUGCUGGGCCCCGGGCCGCCCCCGCUGGGACCCCUGGCCCGGGCCUUCCAGCUGGCGCUGGCCGCCUUCCAGCUGCUUAACCUGCUGGGCAACGUGGGACUCUUCCUGUGUUCGGACCCCAGCAUCCGGGGCGUGAUGCUGGCCGGCCACGGGCUAGGCCAGGGCUGGGCUUACUGUUACCAGUGCCAGAGCCAGGUGCCGCCCCGCAGCGGGCACUGCUCCGCCUGCCGCGUCUGCAUCCUGCGCCGGGACCACCACUGCCGCCUGCUGGGCCGCUGCGUGGGCUUCCACAACUACCGGCCCUUCCUGUGCCUGCUGCUCCACGGCGCCGGCGUCCUGCUGCACGUGUCCGUGCUGCUGGGCCCCGCCCUGGCCGCCCUGCUGCGCGCCCACCCGCCCCUCCACACCGCGGCCCUCCUCCUGCUGCCCUGGCUCAUGCUGCUCACAGGCAGAGUGUCCGUGGCGCAGUUCGCACUGGCCUUCGUGACCGACACUAAUAAAAGAAUAGGAAGAAGACAGCAGUAG